AAAAUGUACGCGCACACACACACACACACACUUCAUAUACAUCCACGCACUUUUGCACGCCCUCGACACACAUGACCUGGAUAAAUGCUUCAACAGGAAAUGAUGAAAACGCUGCUAUCAUUUCACUGGGGAAAAGGGAUCCCCUCUGAUUGAGUUGAUUGUGCUCCAUUCUACUGAGUGAAUCAGCAGCAAGACCCGGGCAGGCCCUGUUUACGUUGAAAAGAACUGUACAAGCGGACUGGGCACGGCAGACAAAGUGACAAGCUGCACCAUGGAAAGACCGUGUGGACUCUUGACAGUGAAGAACACCCCAGUCCCCCUGAAGAGUAUCUCGGUGGAGAUCGAGGUGAAGGGCUUUGUGGCCGAUGUUUGUGCGAGCCUCGAGUACAAGAAUGAGGAGGCCGAGCCUGUGGAGGCUGUCUUUGUCUUCCCCAUGGACAGUGAUGCUGCCGUCUACAAUUUCCAGGCCAUGGUGGAUGGCAAGGCGAUUGUAGCUGUGAUUAAGGAGAAAGAGAAGGCAAAGGAUGAUUAUGACGAUGCCAUCUCGUCCGGGCACCAAGCCUUCCUACUGGAGGAGAACAGCAGCAGCAGCGACAUCUUCACCUGCACCGUGGGCAACCUGCCCCCUGGGCAGAGUGCCAGUGUCUCCUUCUCCUUUGUCCAGGAGUUGGCGAUCGAGGCUGAUGGGGCAGUGCGUUUCGUCCUGCCCGCCGUUCUCAAUCCCCGGUACACGCCGACAGGUGCCCAGUCUCCCAGUGUGACCCAGGAGAUCCCCCGAGUACAACAGGUGCCCUACACAUUGGCUCUGACGGCACAGAUCCAGAGUGUGCACACAAUCAGCCGCGUCCAAUCCAACUGUGGACUGACCGCACUGCAAUAUCUGAACGAGAACAACACAGCAGCCAAGAUUUCGCUUGCAGAUGGACACAGAUUUGAUAAGGAUGUGGAGCUGCUGAUUUAUUACCAAGAUGUUCACACACCAAAUGCCCUUGUUGAGGCUGGGUUUGAGUCUACAGGACAAGGGACCCUGAUGGGAGACCCCACAGUCAUGGUGAAUAUCUAUCCCAGCUUUCCUGAGAAACCUUCCCUGUUUUCUGCCGGCGAGUUCAUCUUCCUCAUGGAUCGUUCUGGAAGCAUGGCCUGCCAAAUGUCUGAGAAUUAUUCUGACGUUGGGCCUACCCGUAUCCAAAGUGCCAAGGAGACCUUGCUGCUCCUCCUGAAGAGCCUGCCCCUGGGCUGUUACUUCAACAUUUACGGAUUCGGGAGCACUUUCAACUCCUUCUUCCCCGAGAGCAUCGAGUACACUCAGCAGUCGAUGAAGACCGCACUGAAGAAGUUGGAGGGUAUAGAUGCGGACAUGGGCGGCACAGAGAUCCUCCAACCCCUCAGCGCCAUUUACAGCAGGCCCUGUAAGGCAGGGCACCCACGGCAGCUGUUUGUUUUCACCGAUGGUGAGGUGUCGAACACGAAGAUGGUGAUUGACGAGGUUCGGAAGAAUGCCCACAGUCACAGGUGCUUUGCCUUUGGGAUCGGUGAGGGGGCCUCGACCCAGCUCAUCAAAGGCAUCGCCAAGGCUGCCUCUGGGAAUGCUGAGUUCAUCACCGGCAAGGAGAGGAUGCAGCCCAAGGUGCUUCAGAGUUUAAAGUUUGCUCUGCAGCCUGCUGCUUCAGGCCUGAGCAUUGACUGGGAGCUGCCAGCUGGACUGGAGGCUGUCCUGUUAUCCCAGCCGCCCACCGUCAUCUUCAAUGGUCAGCGGUCCAUCAUCUACGCACAGCUGAAGGGGAAGCUUGACCCCAGUCUGGAAGGUGCGAUGUUCCUGAAAUAUUCCCUGGGAGAAGAGCAUGUGCAAAACAGCAUCCGGUUCAAACUACAGCCCGGGAAAUCUGUGAGGUCCACCAUCCACCGGCUGGCCGCCAAGAAGAUGAUAGAGGCAUUGGAGUCCGGAUCUGAGCGAGACGCGAAGGACACGAAGGAGCGUAUUGUUCAGAUCAGCACGCAGGCGAACAUCGUCUCCUCCCAAACAGCCUUCAUCGCCAUCAACAAAGACCUGAACCAGCCGCUGCAGGGCCCUCUGGUCAGGCGUAAUGUCCCUCUCUCGAUGUAUCGUGUUCGACAGGUCCGGAUGUGCGCUGCUGUGACGAGGAUGCCCGGUGGCAGUUGUGCUCCAGUGGUCGGUUCAGGCAGCAUGUUGCCAUUCAGAAUGAAAUCAGGACGUUUGGCCUUCCAAGGUGUUUCAGGCGCCAUGUUUGAAGCUACAUGUGAGGCAGACUCUUUUUGCCCAGACAUGUCAUGCGAUUCAUGGGAAUCUUCUGAGGGUUUUGUUGUGAAGGAUCAGUCAUCAGGAGAGUCCCCAGCGCUGAAGCUAAUCGCAUUGCAGAACGCAGAUGGAUCGUGGAGCCCAGACAGCAGCUUAGAGCCUCUGCUGGGUCUGAAACCUCAACAGAGCAGCCAGUGUCUCCCUCGCCAGGAUAUUGACCUGACUGUGUGGACCACAAUCCUGGCGGUGAUUUGGCUGCAUGCGUUCAGUGCUGACACAAAAGAUGAGUGGGAGCUUCUGGUCAACAAGUCCCUGUCAUGGAUCAAGGCUAAAGCAGGCUCGAAUCUUGGAGAAUGUAUUAAAGCUGGUAGUGACCUACUGAAGUGCACGGUUGAUCCACGUGUGUUCGGGCUGUGAUUCGGCACUGAAAUCGGAGGAGGUAGCACGUGAAGGUGUUCAUUCUGCUUUGCUCACAAUCUCUGCGCUUUGGCUUAUAAUCGCGCACCCCGUCCUUGCCUCUCUCCCUUCACCAAGAUUGUAUUCUUAAGAUGUUGGUUUGCACUGCUCAGCGUUUUUCUCUGAUACGUCAAACGCUAACGCAGUUGCUCCGCUCUUCUUGGGCUUCGCCUCAAAAUUGUGUGUCCAUGCGCCGUUUUUACAGGCGAUUCUCAGUUGUUCCUCGAUAUCCGCGCCGCUGCGACUAGGUGUCUCGCCGGCACUCCUGCAGGAACAGAACAGGAUACAGCCACCAGCCUGCGAGGCCUGCGUCAGCCCGGCUGCCAGGAGGGAACGCUGGAGAGAGACGGGAAGCUGACGUGGGCCAGAGACCGCAAGCACCCAUUGAAUCCUUCACCCUCUCAGUUUACGGCCUUCACAUGCAACAGGGGCAGCAGCGACUGGCCUGCCAGAUUCCGUUCUUUAACGCCAAAGGGUUGCCAAAGAUGUAUCUUGUAUUCAGCUUGAAAUAAAUGAGGUUUCUGGGCACAGCCA
Messenger RNA from Stegostoma tigrinum, 3247 nucleotides. RefSeq names its product von Willebrand factor A domain-containing protein 5A-like. The transcript has 20 exons. The coding region runs from base 272 to 2674 and encodes 800 amino acids. NCBI's taxonomy places the organism in Eukaryota, Metazoa, Chordata, Chondrichthyes, Orectolobiformes, Stegostomatidae. The record is from RefSeq and is a predicted model, not a curated record.